This is a messenger RNA of Trichomonas vaginalis G3, 726 nucleotides long. RefSeq names its product phage tail repeat-like family. The coding region runs from base 1 to 726 and encodes 241 amino acids. The record is from RefSeq and is a predicted model, not a curated record. Lineage: Eukaryota; Parabasalia; Trichomonadida; Trichomonadidae. The transcript has a single exon.
AUGUUAGAGAAGAAAGCAAAUAAGACUCAUACACAUACAAGUUUUACAACUGUUGCUAUAGAAAGUAUUGAAGGAACGGUUGAAGGAACUGGUGGGGAUGCAUUAUAUUGUAAACCUCCUAACUUUCCACAAGGUUUAACAUCGGAUGACAACAUAACGACGAUGAAAAACAUUAGAUGUAAAGAUGUUUAUGUCAUGAAGGAUGAACAUAAUAUUAAAUUCACUGCUCAAGAUUUAUAUGACAAGAAAGCAGACAAAACAGAGCUUCAAACAUUAAAGACUCAGAUUCUUCAAACAUUAUAUCCUAUAGGCUCUAUUUAUACGUCAAUGAACUCAACAAAUCCAGAAACAGUUUUAGGUUUUGGUACUUGGGAACAGAUUGUAGACAAAUUCUUAUACUGUGCUAACUCUUCAAAGCAAACGGGAGGUUCGAAGAAAAUUACUGAAGCAAACCUUCCACCGCACACUCAUACGGGAACUACAAACACAACGGGUAGUCAUUCACAUUCAAUAACAAAAAGAGGUUAUACAAAUCUUGCAGCAGGUUCGGAUAGACAGGGAAUGCAUAGAUAUGAUAUUUCAAGCGACCCAGUAGAUUCAAGCGCAGGUAUUUUCUGUGGAACCGCAGGAAAUCAUGUCCAUACUUUCACAACAAAUCCAACAGGCUCGGGUGCAGAUUACAUGCCACCAUUUGUGACUGUAUUUGUAUGGUACCGCGUUCAAUGA